Messenger RNA from Stylonychia lemnae, 2616 nucleotides. The record is from the annotation of a GenBank genome assembly. NCBI's taxonomy places the organism in Eukaryota, Ciliophora, Spirotrichea, Sporadotrichida, Oxytrichidae.
AUGAGUACUUCGAAGUAAACAGGAACUAACUCUAACAAAGGUGGCUUGGCUGUAGGUCCAACAGCUAAGGGUCUUCAAGGGGGUCCAUCUAAGAGAACUGGAGGAAUGGGUUUCUCGAUCUCUACCAAAUAGAGAGGUACAAGAGGAAACACAACAAGUAACCCUAAGUAUCACGAAGAAGAUUUAAAAUACAAGCCAAAGCCGUUGAUUGUUAUCCAUUCUUCUAAAGAUAACAAAGAUGCAAAAGGUGAUAAGAGUAUAGACAACUCAAAUUAAUUGAUUAACUAGGAUUAGUCCAAAACUAAUCAAUAAAACAAGGAUCAGACUUCCUAGUCAAUGCAGUCUUAACUCACUUCGUCAUUUUAAGAAACUUCAGAUGAUGAAGAAGCUAAGAAAAAACUUCAAGAAAAGCAAGAUAAAAAGAAUAAAAAAGCUCUUACUGAGAAAGAGAUCGACGCUUUAGUUGACAUUUAGAUUGGAGAGACUGAGACUUUCGAUCUUCUCUUUAUUCCAUCUUCUUCAGUUCAGAAUGAUACUGAUGAACAAACAAUAGUCACAGCAGAGAAUAAAAAAUAUGAGGAACUAAAGGCCAAUAAGGUUGGUAGCGACUCAUACAAUGAGAGAGGUUCUCAAACUCUUAACUUAACCCAAAAGACAAGAGAUAUAUUCUAUAGAGGAUUUAUCUAAGAAAAUAAGGACAUACAAGCAACUAAUUGGGAUAUUGAUGAUGCAUCUAAGGCAAAAAAGAUGACCGAGGCUAGAUAAUAGUAACUAGAUUAUACAUCUAGUAUCAAAACAAUAAUGGAAGAUAAUCUAAAGAACCCAUAUUGCCUUAUUGAUGCUGAAGCUAUUGCCUAAUCUCAUAUCUCAAUAGCAACUACUAAUGCUGGAAAUCAAAAGGCACAAGGUCAGACAGCUAGCAACUCUACUAAUUCUCAGAAAAAUAAGAUGCAAACUUCUUCUCAGCUUAAGCAGAGUACAAAUAAAUCUUAAACAAGCGAGCAGAACAGUGCCCCUUCACUUAGUUAAACUAAUGCUCAAACUGAUGGUACGAGCAAUGCAGGAGAUUUUAAUGCAGUACCUACUAAUGUCUAGUAUGUAGAUUCUGAUUUACCAGAGACAAUGAUGAAGGCAGUUAAGAUCAUUGAAAGAUUGCUAACCUAAUCUAAAUAUCAUGAGUAGCAUGUGCUUUAUAAGAACUAUCCACCUGUUAAUCUUCAUGAUAAGAAUAGAAAGACUUAAUAGGAGGAAGAGGAUGAAGCAAAUGCUAAGAAACCACUAUUCCCAGCAAUGAAAAAAGAUAAGAAACAAGAGGAUGAGUUAAAAGAUGAAGAUUAAGAUCUCGAAAAGGAGAAAGAGGAUGAGAACGCUGUUAGACUAAAACAUCUUUUCAAAUUUGAAUUCGAUAUGACUGAGGGAAGACAGGUUUCUUGCAUUGAUGUAAAUGAAGCGAACCCUGACCUUAUUGCUGUGGCUUAUGGAGAAUUUGAUAUUGAUUGCACUAAAAAUCUUAAAGAAGGUCUUUUGUGCUUCUGGACAUUAAAAAAUCCUAACUUCCCAGAAAAAAUUAUAAAAACUGAGCAUUCAAUUACGACCUGUCAGUUUUCUAAGAAAUCACCUCAUCUGAUUGCUAUUGGAGAUUCUCAUGGUAACAUUGCUAUUUACAAUGUUAAAAAUCCUGAUGACAAACCAAUUGCAGAAAGUAAAGAUCUCGAAGGAAAGCAUACAGAUAUUGUCUGGGAAAUCAAAUGGGUUGAAAGAGAUGGUAAAGGAGAGGCCUUAGUUUCCACUUCAGGAGACGGUAGAGUAAUCGAGUGGUCGAUGAAAAAGGGUCUUGAAUAUACUGAAAUCAUGCAACUCAAAAGAGAAACUAAUCCUAAUUAAAAAGAUGUGUUUGGUGGAGUCGAAGGAGACAAAAAAGGUGGAAUGACUUUCAUUAAUACCGGAGGUCUAAGUAUUGAUUUUCCUUAAGGGGAAAAUGGUAUGAACUACUUUGCUGCUACUGAAGAUUGCACAAUCCACAGAUGCUCAGUGUCAUAUUCUGAACAAUAUUUGGCUACUUAUUAUGGCCACACUGGACCAAUCUAUAGAAUUAGGUGCAAUCCUUAUUGGGAUCCUGUUGAAUGUCCAAUUUUCAUCACUUGUUCAUAUGAUUGGACUGUAAGAGUUUGGAAUGCAAAAGAUGAUAAUGGUCAGAAACUAAUCUGCCAUUAAAUAUCUUCUUUAAAGGAACAAGUAAACGAUGUAGUGUGGUCACCAAAUACCUCUUCAGUCUUUGCUUCAGUUGCAAAUGAUGGAAGAGUUGAAAUUUGGGAUCUCUUCAAAGAUAAUCUACAGCCUUAGUUGACCUACUUUGACAAAAACUCUGAUGGAGAGGAUAUUAAUACACCUAAAACUGUAGUAAGAUUUAGUCAUAGUGCUCCAGUAGUAUUAACUGGUAACAUUAAGGGUUCAGUUGAUGUCUACAGAGUAAACGGAUUAGAGCAUGUAUAGGUAUCAGAGAAAGAUCAAAUCUAGAGACUCUUAUCAGCAAUUUAGAAGGAUGAUUAUAGUGACAAUAAGGGCAAAAAGAGUGAAGGAGAAGGUGAAGAAGGCCAAGAGGGAGAGACUCAUUGA